AUGCUGUCACAAAGUUUGCUGAAAUACCUCGAAGAAUACGACUUUCCCUAUAUGAAAGAUGUUAACAAGUAUGAAAAGAUCAUCAAAAUCGGCCAAGGAACCUUCGGAGAAGUUUUCAAAGCCAGAGACAAGGAAACUGGAAGAAUCGUUGCACUGAAGAAAAUCCUGAUGGAAAAUGAGAAGGAAGGGGUAAUAUUUCGAUGCUUUCUUCGAACGCUGCUUUUUUGCUAAAA
Soboliphyme baturini is the source of this 233-nucleotide messenger RNA. Lineage: Eukaryota; Metazoa; Nematoda; Enoplea; Dioctophymatida; Soboliphymatidae. The record is from the annotation of a GenBank genome assembly.